Messenger RNA from Culicoides brevitarsis, 1045 nucleotides. RefSeq lists its product as uncharacterized. The coding region runs from base 43 to 561 and encodes 172 amino acids. NCBI's taxonomy places the organism in Eukaryota, Metazoa, Arthropoda, Insecta, Diptera, Ceratopogonidae. The transcript is spliced from 4 exons. The record is from RefSeq and is a predicted model, not a curated record. Gene Ontology annotation, biological process: regulation of synaptic transmission, cholinergic; positive regulation of voltage-gated potassium channel activity; sleep.
AAAAAAUUAAAAAAAUAAUUAAAAUAAAAAAAUUUUAAAAAAAUGAAGAAAUUUAGUGUCACCAUUUUACAACUCGCCAUCUUUGCGGUAUUCGUCAAAGAAGGACUUACCGUCAGAUGCUACAACUGCAACACAGACACACAUCCCGGAUGCGAGGAUCCCACAAAGGACGACUCUGGCAUAACUGCAGAGGUGUGUCGACCUUCAAAGCUUUCGGGCACAUCUGGAAAUUGGCUCGAGGAUUUAACUAAACUGGAUUUCUUUGAAGGAUCAAGUACUUUGAGCAUACCGAUGGUUUGUCAGAAAAUCGUAGCAACGCAAGCUGGAGGAAAACGUCAAAUUUAUCGCAGCUGCCAACUACACGGAGGAAAUACAAAUCCAUGCACGAUUUACAGUCAAAAGGCCAAAAACAAUCAGAACGAUAUCAAAAUUGAGGCAUGCGAAAUUUGCGAAGAAGACAUGUGUAAUGCCGCCCAAACGCUACAACAACACAAAACAACUACGUUUGGCAUAUUGAUUGCAACUCUGACUAUCCUCUUUGCAAGACAAUUUUCGGCGUAAUUUGAUUGGCAGUUUCUUCUCUUGUGUUGUGAUAAGUUUUUUAACGCUGAAACAGUUCAAAAUCCUUUUAAUGCCUUUAUUUUCCAACACACAAGCAAUCAAUGUCUUAACUUUGCAAUAUUUGUAAAACAAAAAAAAAUUAAGAAGAACACGAACAACGCCAAGCAAAUGCCUUCAAUGUUUUUAAGCAAUUUUCAUGUGUGUGAUUGUACUUUAAUUUUUUUUUGCAUUGAUUUUCAUUUGCACGAAAGAAAAAAAAGGUACAUACUUUGCUCAAUGAACAUUUUCAAUAAAUAUCAUUGUCAAAAAGGUCAAUUAUCGGUUUCAUGUCCUUCGUUUUCGUUCCAAAAAAAAAUGCGUUUCUGCAUAAAAUAAAACUUGAUUUAUCAAUGACGAUGUAGCUAAGUGAAGAUAAAAAAAGGAUAUUAAUAGCAAAUUCUAGUCAAUAUAUUAUAGAAAAAAAAUUAUGAAAUGAUUGCACAAU